AUGGUCCUGAACAGAGCUCUGAUUCUUGGGGCCCUCGCCCUGACCACCAUGAUGAGCCCCUCUGGAGGUGAAAACAUUGUGGCUGACCACGUUGGCUCUUAUGGCAUAAACGUCUACCAGUCUUACGGUCCCUCUGGCCAGGACACCCAUGAAUUUGAUGGAGAUGAGCAGUUCUAUGUGGACUUGGAGAAGAAGGAAACUGUCUGGCAGCUGCCUGUGUUUAGUGAAUUUACAAGUUUUGAUCCACAGGGUGCAUAGAAACAUAACUUGGACAUCAUGAUUAAAGACUCCAACUCUACCGCCGCUACCAACAAGAUUCCUGAGGUCACUGUGUUUUCCAAGACCCCCGUGACGCUGGGUCAGGCCAACACCCUCAUCUGUCACGUGGACAACAUUUUUCCUCCUGUGAUCAACAUCACAUGGCUGAGGAACGGACACUCAGUCACAGAGGGUGUUUCUGAGAUCAGCUUCCUCUCCAGGAAUGAUCAUUCCUUCCUUAAGAUCACUUACCUCACAUUCCUCCCUUCUGAUGAUGAGGUUUAUGACUGCGAAGUGGAGCACUGGGGCCUGGAUGAGCCACUGCUGAAACACUGGGAACCUGAGAUUCCAACCCCUACAUCAGACCUGACAGAGACUGUGGUCUGCGCCCCGGGGUUGCCCGUGGGCCUCGUGGGCAUCGUGGUGGGCACUGUCCUCAUCAUCCGAGGCCUGCGCUCAGGUGCUCCCUCCAGACACCAGGGGCCCUUGUGA
This is a messenger RNA of Hippopotamus amphibius kiboko, 750 nucleotides long. RefSeq names its product SLA class II histocompatibility antigen, DQ haplotype D alpha chain-like. Gene Ontology annotation, biological process: positive regulation of T cell activation; immunoglobulin production involved in immunoglobulin-mediated immune response; peptide antigen assembly with MHC class II protein complex. Gene Ontology annotation, cellular component: membrane; MHC class II protein complex. The record is from RefSeq and is a predicted model, not a curated record. Lineage: Eukaryota; Metazoa; Chordata; Mammalia; Artiodactyla; Hippopotamidae. Gene Ontology annotation, molecular function: MHC class II protein complex binding.